AUGAAACGUAAAAAACAAGAGGAGGCAGAACCUAUUGAAGAACAUGAUAGUGGUUUUGUGGGGCCUAUGACAUUAUUUGAUACAUUUCCCCAUAAUGAUACAUUUGCAGAAAUGCGUACUCUUGAAUUACUACCCAAUCCUUCGACCGAAAAUGCUGAAAUUUAUACCUUCAUGCAUAAUCGACAAGAUUAUGGUGUAAUAGAUAUGGAAGAUGCUAAAUUAUCAGCAAAAUUACGACUUGUUACAUCGGCUAAUGGGAACGCACAGGCAGCCACUGUAAAUGCGUGUGUUAACAUAGCCCUGUUACGUUAUGGGUGGAAAACCAAAGCUGUGUAUUUAAAUAAUCAGUUAAUUACCCCUCAAUCCAGUAAAGAAAAUGAACUUGAGUAUACUCAUGAUUUUCUAACAACCGUUCCUUCGGAAUAUUUGGAUGAUAAGCAAAUUAAUUUAAUGAUUCGUGACACACCAGGUCAUAUGGAUGUGAUCACAAAUUUACAUCAUAGUACGAAUGCGACCGGUAAUACAAAUAUUGGUGCACGGCAACGAUAUAAUGCAAUUAACCGGGCCGUAAUUCAUACUUGUAUUGAUAAAUUGGAUUUAUUGGGUCGUGUUAAAAGGUAUGUACCCACAUCAUUUGAUAUCAAAGUGGUUUUAACAAGAUUAGAAAAAACCAAAGUCAUCUAUGGUACGGCUGCCGAAUGUACCUUGUUAGAUUUACGAAUGCGUGAUUUAAAAUUAUCCAUACCAAUUUUAAAACCCAAUGCGUAAUUAUCGGGAGCCAUUAAUGAUUUGAUGAUUCAAAAAGGUGAAGAAUGUCGUUAUUAUAAAAUCACACACCGGUAUGUUGCAAUACCCGUACCUCAAAAUAGCCGACAUAUUCAACAUAAAGAUAUCUUCAAUGGUGCACGACCUACACGUCUUAUAUCAAAAAUUGUAUCCCAAGACCGUUACAACGGCUCGCAUAUAUUGUCACCUUAUCAUGUAGCUUUUCCUGAUAUCGCGCGUUUUGCUGUCAGCAUCAAUGAAGCCGAAAUACCCCCUGUAAUCACAAAUUCAGCAGAGGCCUACGUUAAUUUACGUCAAACCUUGGAUCGUCGCCAUAGUGAAAUGCCGUGUACAUAUAAUGAAUAUGUAUCCGAUUACGGUAUGAUGGUUUCUCACAAGUUUUACCCAAUUCAACAAGCGGAAAUUUGA
Molecule: messenger RNA, 1194 nt
Organism: Paramuricea clavata
Lineage: Eukaryota; Metazoa; Cnidaria; Anthozoa; Malacalcyonacea; Plexauridae
Source: the annotation of a GenBank genome assembly